This is a messenger RNA of Aspergillus neoniger CBS 115656, 2921 nucleotides long. Its product is annotated as karyopherin beta. Gene Ontology annotation, biological process: protein import into nucleus. Lineage: Eukaryota; Fungi; Ascomycota; Eurotiomycetes; Eurotiales; Aspergillaceae. Gene Ontology annotation, cellular component: cytoplasm; nucleus. Gene Ontology annotation, molecular function: small GTPase binding; nuclear import signal receptor activity. Bases 105 to 2723 code for a protein of 872 amino acids. The record is from RefSeq and is a predicted model, not a curated record. The transcript is spliced from 9 exons.
GUCUGCUUUGUUUUCUCUUUGAGUCAGAACAGCUCUUUCACCUUCUCUUUUUUAUUGUCCUUUUCGCUUGUGAUCGCUUGCUUCGGUUUUCCGCAUACGGCAACAUGAACGUCACUCAGGUGUUGGAGAGUACCCUCUCGCCAGAUGCGGCGACUCGUUCCCAUGCCGAACAGCAGUUGGCCCACGCGGCGGAGGUUGACUUCGCCCAGUACCUUGUCACACUCGGUCAGGAACUCGCAAACGAAGAUUCCGCGUCCCACAUCCGUACCGCUGCCGGUAUCGCUUUGAAGAACGCUUUCACUUACAGAGACCUCGCAAAGCUCCAGGAGGUCCAAACAAAAUGGCUACAGCAAAUUACCCCAGAAAUCAAGGCGCAGGUCAAGGAGCUUGGCCUCAAGACGCUUAACUCGAAGGACGGCCGCGCCGGCCAGUCUGCCGCCCAAUUCAUCGUCUCCAUCGCUGCUAUCGAACUUCCCCGUAACGAGUGGCCGGAGCUGAUGAACAUCCUCGUCCAGAAUGUCGCGAGUGGUUCCGAUCAACUGAAGCAGGCCUCCCUGGUCACCAUCGGCUUCAUUUGCGAGUCCCAGGAUGCUGAGCUUCGCGAGAGCUUGGCUGCCCACUCCAAUGCUAUCCUGACCGCCGUCGUUCAGGGUGCUCGGCGCGAGGAGCAGAACAUGGACAUCCGAUUCGCCGCCAUCAAGGCUCUCAGUGAUUCCGUUGACUUCGUGCGGUCGAACAUGGAGAACGAGGGUGAGCGGAACUACAUCAUGCAGGUUGUCUGCGAAGCGACACAGGCCGAUGAUCUGCGUGUGCAGGCGGGCGCAUUCGGUUGCUUGAACCGUAUCAUGGGUGCCUACUACGAUAAGAUGCGCUUCUACAUGGAGAAGGCUCUGUUUGGCCUGUCGAUCAUGGGAAUGAAGAGCGAGGAGGAGGAUGUGGCUAAGCUGGCCAUUGAAUUUUGGUGUACCGUUUGUGAGGAGGAAUACGCUAUUGAGGAUGACAACGCGGCGGCACAAGCAGAGGGUCUCCCCGAGGUCCGGCCCUUCUUUGGCUUUGCCCGCGUCGCCUGCCGGGAAGUCGUUCCCGUCCUCCUGCAGGCCAUGUGCAGACAGGAUGAGGAUGCCACGGACGAUGAGUACAACGUCUCUCGCGCUGCUUACCAGGCCCUGCAGCUCUACGCUCAAUGCGUGCAGGGUGAUGUGAUCCAGCCUGUCUUGACCUUUGUCGAGGAGAACAUCCGUAACGAAGAUUGGCGCCACAGGGAUGCUGCAGUUGCGGCAUUCGGCGCCAUCAUGGAUGGCCCCGAUCCCAAGGUCCUGGAGCCUCUCAUCAAGCAGGCUCUUCCCGUCCUCGUCGGCAUGAUGCAGGACAGCUCCAUUCAGGUCCGUGAUUCGGUCGCCUACGCUCUUGGCCGUGUCUGUGACUUCUGCUCUGAAACCCUUGACCCUGACGUGCACCUCCAACCCCUCAUCACUUGCCUGUUCAACGGCUUGGCAAGCUCUCCCAAGAUCGCCAGCUCCUGCUGCUGGGCCCUGAUGAACGUUGCCGAUCGUUUUGCCGGCGACUAUGGCGCCCAGACCAACCCUCUGUCCAAGCACUUCGAGGACAGUGUCAAGUCGCUCCUUGCUCUUACUGAGAGACAAGAUGCAGACAACCAGCUCCGUACUGCGGGAUACGAAGUCCUCAACUCCUUUGUGACCAACGCUGCCAAUGACAGCCUUCCCCUUGUGGGCAACCUCUCCGACGUCAUGCUUCAGCGCCUGGAGCACACCAUCCCCAUGCAACAACAAGUGGUUAGCGUUGAGGACCGGAUCACCUUGGAAGAGAUGCAGACUAGCAUUACUAGCGUUGUACUUGCUGUCGUUCAACGUCUCGAGACUGAGAUCAAGCCCCAAGCCGACCGCAUCAUGCAGGUCAUGCUUCAGAUCUUGGCCACUGUUCCCCCCAAGUCCAGUGUCCCUGAUGUUGUAUUCGCCACGAUCGGUGCCAUUGCGGGUGCCUUGGAGGAUGACUUCAUCAAGUACAUGGACAACUUUGCCCCCUUCCUGUACAAGGCCCUGGAGAACCAGGAAGAGCCUGGUCUUUGCUCUAUGGCCAUCGGCCUGGUCAGCGACAUCUCGCGUGCCUUGAACGAGCGGGUGCAGCCCUACUGCGACGGUUUCAUGAACGCUCUUCUCACGAUCCUGAGGUCCUCGACCAACGUGCUGAAGCCUGCAAUCCUUGAGACAUUCGGUGAUAUUGCUCAGGCCAUUGGCACCCAGUUCGACACCUACCUCAACGUCGUUGCCCAGGUUCUUCACCAGGCCUCUGUUGUGACCGCCAGCAACGACGUGACCCCUGAGAUGCAAGAGUACAUUGUCUCGCUGCGUGAGGGUAUCAUGGAUGCUUGGGGUGGUAUCCUCCUGUCCUACAAGGGCAAGCCUCAGGUCUCCCAACUGCAUCCCUUCGUGGAUCACAUCUUCCAGUUGCUCCACACCAUUUCCCAGGAUUUCAACCGCAGCGAGGGUCUGAUGAGGGCAACCAUGGGUGUUAUUGGUGAUCUGGCUGAUGCCUUCCCCAACGGCGAGUUUGCUGCCUACUUCCGUAACGACUGGGUCACCAGUCUGGUCCGUGAGACGAGGACCAACAGGGAGUUUGGAUCUCGUACCAUUGACACCGCCCGGUGGACUCGUGAGCAGGUCAAGCGUCAAAUCACGAUGUCCACUGCCGCAGCUAUGGCGUAAGCCGCUGUUAUGUGCUGCUAUCCAAACCCAGGUGCUCGCUUCCGAGACCGCACCCCUAGGAGGACGACCUCAUCCGUCGGUGCUCUCAGGGUAGCAACGACAUUGUCUCUGCUCCCCCGAGCACCCGUCCCCACACGGGAACCCAAGUCGCAUUGUGCUACUGAUUGCUCAAAUCCUAGGGUUCACUAGGCCGUGCCC